Molecule: messenger RNA, 2713 nt
Organism: Lampris incognitus (smalleye Pacific opah)
Lineage: Eukaryota; Metazoa; Chordata; Actinopteri; Lampriformes; Lampridae
Gene: tcf7l2
Product: transcription factor 7 like 2
Exons: 16
Coding region: 272-2119 (615 amino acids)
Biological process (GO): regulation of transcription by RNA polymerase II; canonical Wnt signaling pathway
Cellular component (GO): beta-catenin-TCF complex; catenin-TCF7L2 complex
Molecular function (GO): RNA polymerase II cis-regulatory region sequence-specific DNA binding; DNA-binding transcription factor activity, RNA polymerase II-specific
Source: RefSeq, a predicted model, not a curated record
ACUCUCUCUAUUUCCAUCCCUCUCUAUCUGUCAAUCAGCGCCGCCUUUGAACUGAAAACCACUCCGACCAACUUCAACUCACUCAAUCCGAGCGGCUCAGCUCCAUCUCCGGCUUCUUUUCCUGCCAAGAUUCCCUUCUUUUUUAGUUUGUACUAACCGCCAGUGUUUGGGAAACGCCAGUACAGAUCCUAAACUUGUACUCGGAUUUCUAGAUCAGCGAGAUCAAGGGUUUAAAACUUUUGUGUUUUGCCCCCCAAGAUUGCUCGGGAAAAUGCCGCAGCUCAACGGCGGUGGAGGGGACGAUCUGGGUGCGAACGAUGAAAUGAUUUCCUUCAAAGACGAAGGAGAGCAGGAGGAGAAAAUUUCGGAGAACUCCUCGGCAGAAAGGGAUUUAGCAGAUGUCAAAUCUUCUCUCGUAAACGAGUCGGAAACGAAUCAAAACAGCUCGUCGGAUUCAGAGGCGGAAAGACGGCCUCCGCCUAGAUCUGAAACUUUCAGAGACAAAACAAGAGAAAGUUUAGAGGAGGCUGCGAAAAGGCAAGAUGGAGGGCUGUUCAAGAGCCCACCGUACCCGGGCUAUCCAUUUAUAAUGAUCCCCGAUCUUACAAGCCCCUACCUUCCCAAUGGAUCACUUUCCCCAACAGCACGCACAGUAAGUUGGUUUAUUUUACACCUGUAUGCAGGACUGCUUUACAGCAGGCAGAUGCUGAGAGAAGAGCGCUCGCUCUCGCUCCUGCACCUGGUGUCUAAUAAGGUUCCAGUGGUACAGCACCCUCACCAUGUGCACCCACUCACGCCUCUGAUCACCUACAGCAAUGAGCACUUCACACCGGGGAACCCCCCACCCCACCUACAGACAGACGUGGACCCUAAAACAGGAAUUCCAAGACCUCCACAUCCUCCCGAUAUAUCACCUUAUUACCCACUGUCGCCCGGUACCGUUGGUCAGAUCCCCCAUCCGCUAGGAUGGUUAGUACCACAGCAAGGUCAGCCUGUUUAUCCAAUCACAACAGGGGGUUUCAGACACCCCUAUCCGACUGCGCUCACUGUCAACGCAUCCAUGUCAAGUCUUCUGUCCUCCAGGUUCCCUCCACACAUGGUGCCCCCCCACCACAGUUUGCACACCACGGGCAUCCCUCAUCCAGCCAUCGUCACACCCAACGUUAAGCAGGAGUCCUCCCACAGUGACAUCAGCUCCCUCAACAGCUCGAAACACACAGACGCUAAAAAGGAAGAAGAGAAGAAGAAGCAGCCUCACAUAAAGAAGCCACUGAACGCCUUCAUGCUCUACAUGAAGGAGAUGCGGGCCAAGGUGGUGGCUGAGUGCACACUGAAGGAAAGUGCUGCCAUCAACCAGAUCCUGGGGCGGAGGUGGCAUGCCCUAUCGCGGGAGGAGCAAGCCAAGUACUACGAGCUGGCCAGGAAAGAACGACAGCUCCACAUGCAGCUGUACCCGGGCUGGUCAGCACGAGACAACUAUGGGAAAAAGAAGAAGAGAAAAAGGGAAAAGCAGCAAGCAGAGGGCAAUGAACACAGAGAAUAUUUUCCAAACCCUUGCCUUUCACUCCCUCCGAUUACAGACCUGAGCGCUCCUAAGAAGUGUCGAGCGCGUUUUGGGCUCGACCAACAGAAUAACUGGUGUGGCCCGUGCAGGAGAAAAAAAAAGUGCAUUCGCUACAUCCAAGGUGAAGGCAGCUGUGCCAGUCCUCCCUCUUCGGACGGAAGCUUACUAGACUCCCCCCCAUCCUCCCCCUCCUCAGUGGCUCCCUCCCCCUCCUCAAAAGAGUCAAAACCUCAGACUGAACAAAUGCAACCUCUCUCACUGACUAUGAAACCGGCCCACCAGCCACUCCACCACCCACACCCCCUGGCUGGGCCUACACCGCCAUCUUUGGUUCAGCUGGAGAACUCUGCGGCCGCCGCGGCUAGCAAAACGCCUGGCGUCUCCUCCCACAAUGGAGCCCUGGAGCACGGUGACGUCUCGUCCUCGCGGCCGCCGGUCUCCUCUGUGGCUCCCUCUCUGGCCCGGCCCUCGGCAUCGCUGUGUCAUUCCCACUCGCUCCUCCCCAACUCCACAGCUCCUCAGCCUCUGUCGCUCGUGACCAAGUCCAUGGAAUAGUCUACCCUAUUCUCUCUUCCUUAUCCUCUUUUUCUAGUUCUGCACACACACACACUCAGACAUACAUACAUACACACCUUUCUAGGCCCCCUUCCUGUAUUUCACUUGCGUUCAAUCGUUUCCUUGUUAUGUUUCUGUGCCAUAUGGCUUCAGUUUUAGUUGUUGUUUUAUUAAAGUUCAUUGGUCAAUAUUUGACCCAUCAUUAUCGAAAAAUAUAAUUAUUAUAAAGAAAUAAUACAAUGAGCUGUAGUAUAGCUUUGUGAAUCUGCCAAAAUUUUUAUGACUUUUGUUUUGUCUUUUUGUAGUGUUAAACAGUGCAACAGAAAAUUAUGUAGUUCAACUUCAAAAACAUUUAAAAGAUGGAUAUAAAAAGGUAGGCUGGAUUAUUCAAUGAGCCCUUUUCUUAAAAAGAGUUGGUUCUCCUUCUUUAUUUGUAUUAAAUACGAGCUUGCGAACCAAUCAUUUUGACAUCUGUUCAAACUCUAGGAGGGCAUGAGGCUAGCUAGCAGUGACACCUCUCUGAGGAACAACUUUAAUUGUGAUGUUACUUGUUCUUGUUUAAAUGUACAGAAAUAAAGGGGGGGGGGUCCUGUG